Molecule: messenger RNA, 195 nt
Organism: Symbiodinium pilosum
Lineage: Eukaryota; Dinophyceae; Suessiales; Symbiodiniaceae
Source: the annotation of a GenBank genome assembly
AUGAAGCGCCGAGUGCUGUUCCUCUCGGCGAUCAUAGCAACCUACGUCGUGGUCAAUGCGUUGGUGCAAUAUGUGUUCGAUGCAGCGGCCAUUGAGACUGCCCUGGAACAGAUUCGCUCUGUCACGGACGUCAAGGGCGGCCCGGUACUUGCCAAGCUACUUUUACGCCACCGGGUUUGCAGAAAGCUGGUCUAG